This is a messenger RNA of Pectinophora gossypiella (pink bollworm), 1707 nucleotides long. RefSeq names its product mitochondrial-processing peptidase subunit beta (gene UQCR-C1). The coding region runs from base 111 to 1514 and encodes 467 amino acids. Gene Ontology annotation, molecular function: metalloendopeptidase activity; metal ion binding. Lineage: Eukaryota; Metazoa; Arthropoda; Insecta; Lepidoptera; Gelechiidae. The transcript has a single exon. The record is from RefSeq and is a predicted model, not a curated record. Gene Ontology annotation, cellular component: mitochondrion.
UUUAAUUUUCGGCGUUUGACGUUUAGGCAGGCUACUAGAUUAUUGCCCAUUUAUUACGUAAAUCAGCGAACUAGAAUUUUACAUCAUAGUCUGCAAGGAAUACAAGCAAAAUGCUGAAAGUAGCGACUGUGUUGAGGUUGCUCCCUAAACAGCCUAACCAGGUACGUCAGCUUGCGACGGCCGUCGGCUACAAAGAGGCACUAGUAAACGUGCCCCCGACAAGGCUCACAGUACUUGAUAAUGGACUUCGUGUCGCUUCGGAAGAUUCUGGCGCCGCCACAGCUACCGUUGGUUUGUGGAUUGAUGCUGGUUCCAGAUACGAAAACUCUAAGAACAAUGGUGUUGCCCAUUUCCUUGAACACAUGGCUUUCAAAGGCACCAGUAAAAGGUCGCAAACAGACCUCGAACUACUCGUAGAAAACAUGGGAGCUCACUUGAACGCGUACACGUCGCGGGAACAGACCGUGUUCUACGCUAAAUGCCUCGCUAACGACGUCCCCGUCGCCGUAGAAAUCCUUGCAGACAUCAUCCAAAACUCUUCGCUCGCCGAACCCGAAAUCGAACGAGAAAGAGGUGUUAUCCUCCGCGAGAUGCAAGACGUCGAGAGUAACCUCCAAGAAGUUGUUUUCGAUCAUCUUCAUGCUACAGCUUUCCAAGGAACUCCUUUGGGUCAGACUAUCCUGGGACCCACCAAGAACAUCAAGAAAAUCUCCAAAGCUGAUCUGCAGCAGUACAUUAAGAAUCACUACCUGCCUCCCCGCAUCGUCCUCUCUGGGGCUGGUGGUGUUGACCAUGAGAAACUUGUAGAGCUGGCCAAGAAGAGCUUCAGUGGAUUGAAGAAUGCUCCUAUUGAAAUUCCUGAGUUAGCUCCUUGCCGUUACACUGGCUCCGAAAUCAGGGUACGAGAUGACUCAAUGCCUUUGGCGCAUGUAGCCAUUGCAGUUGAAGGUGUUGGCUGGACAGAUGCAGACAACAUUCCCCUAAUGGUCGCCAAUACUCUUAUUGGAGCUUGGGACCGCUCUCAGGGUGGUGGUGCCAACAAUGCCUCCUACCUGGCCCGUGCCUCAUCCAUUGAAGGUCUUUGCCACAGCUUCCAGUCUUUCAACACCUGCUACAAAGACACUGGCUUGUGGGGCAUCUACUUCGUGGCUGAGCCCUUGCAGUUGGAAGACAUGCUCUACAAUAUCCAGAAGGAAUGGAUGAAGCUCUGCACAUCUGUCACUGAGGCUGAGGUUGAGAGAGCAAAGAACCUGCUGAAGACCAACAUGCUCCUCCAGCUUGACGGCACCACCCCAGUUUGUGAAGACAUCGGCCGUCAGAUGCUGUGCUACAACCGCCGCAUUCCUCUUCAUGAGCUUGAUGCCCGUAUUGAAGCUGUUACAGCUGCAAAUGUCCGUGAUGUAUGCUACAAGUACAUCUAUGACCGCUGCCCUGCCGUUGCUGCCGUUGGGCCCACUGAAAACCUGCCAGACUACAGCAGAAUCCGUGCCAGCAUGUACUGGCUCAGAGCGUAAAUGAAUUUGUAAUAGUUUAUUUUAGUAUUGUUAUUUAAAUCAGUAAGAUCGAAAACGCAUUAAACUCUCACGCCCAAAUGUCUGUCGUUUUAUUAAAAUAAAACACUCUGUCUUUGGUGGAAUGUAUUUAUUUAUUAUAGGAGUAUAAGUAAAUACAAUGUGUAAAUAAACUUAUUUGCCUCCUAAUGAGUGA